Messenger RNA from Peniophora sp. CBMAI 1063, 1107 nucleotides. The record is from the annotation of a GenBank genome assembly. NCBI's taxonomy places the organism in Eukaryota, Fungi, Basidiomycota, Agaricomycetes, Russulales, Peniophoraceae.
AUGGCCUCUGUAGCCGAGACCCAUUUCGUACAGUUCGCGGUUCAAUGGGCUAGCCUCGCGCUGCUCUACUACGAUUAUGCUUUGACCUUCCCGCAAGAGGUCAGAUACAUCUGGAAAGGGCGCAAGCGAAGCCUGCUCAUUCCACUGUACAUCAUGUGCCGAUACGCAUUGCUGGCAAAUGUGCUCUAUCUCCUAGCUAUCGCGCACAUGCUCGGCGGUCCUGGCUCCUGCGAUGUCGUAUACAAGGCCAUCGGGGUGGUCAGCGUGUUAGGACGGGCGGCUGUCUUCUCACCUCCAGUUACCUUCCUCGCCCGCGUCUACGUGGUGUGGGCCAAGAACAAGCUCAUCCUCGCAUUCCUUGGGGCCCUCGCCCUCACCUGCUUCGUACUCGACGUCAUACACGUGCCGGGGCUGAGAUGUGAAGGCUCCUCGACAAUACAAAUCGCGAAUACCCUGCUUUCGAUCUUGGUCUGCAUCUUCGAGUCGUUAGCCGCACUCUUGACGUUCCUGCGUAGCCUUCAAGCCCUUCGGUUCGGCGGAACGCCCAUCACGAUGAAAAGGCACACGUUCAACUACCUGGUCGCAGAGCAGAGCACGCUAUAUUUCAGCCUGUGCUCGUCUUUGACUAUUGCGGCCAUCGUACUAAACUUCCGCGCCCCUAGAGGUUUCUUCCAGCGCCUUCUUAAUGCCCUCUUACUACCCGUCUCCGGCCUACUUACGGCACGUUUCAUCCUUCGCCUUCGCGAAUACCAUGGUCGCGACACUGAGAAGAGUGUUGAUGACGACACCCCGGCCGUCUCCACAUUCCAGGCUGCCGCUACACGACAACCUACCGAUGUUUCUAACGCCGUGAUGGACGAGUUUGGGGAGGACUAUCUGACCCUCGCCGCGCGCAGACUUGAAGAAACCAAUGUUGAGAAGGCCGUGGAUGACGCUCAAGAACCAAGUGGUGGAAGCGAACAUUACGCUGUUGUUCCGAUGCUUGCUGGAGAGGAGACCGCUGAUCUGUCUCGUUGCGAGAUCAAUGACCCUAGGCGACCUGAGUUCCUUCAGGGCUGCAGCAGUAGCGGCAUCCGAGAAGCCAAAACUAGCAGCGGUAGUGUCUGA